AUGAAGAGCGAAUCUGUGGUAAUUAUUGGUGCUGGCAUCAUUGGACUGAAUGUUGCUCUUGUUCUUGCUGAGCAGGGCUAUGCCAGCCAAACAACCAUCAUAGCUGAGCACCUCCCGGGUGAUACAUCCAUAAACUAUACUUCGCCAUGGGCUGGCGCAAACUUCUCUGCCCUUUCUGCGAGUGAUAAGAAUGCCUUGCGAUGGGAUCAACUCGGGUACAAGCACCUUCUUAAACUUGCAGCACAAGAUAGCAUGAAGGCAUUUGUUCGGGAAACUCCUUCUACCGAGUACUGGGAUGAAAUGCCGUCGCGCACAAAGCUCGAUUCCAUGGCUAGCUAUCUGAAGGACUACAAAGAGAUUCCCCAGAAAGAUCUACCAGAGGGUGUUGCAUGUGGUGUCAAAUUCACCACAGUAACUCUCAAUGCCCCAAUGCACAUUCGCUACCUCCUUCAAAGACUCAGACAGGAGUACGGUGUGCGGGUCAUCCGCAAAAAGGUCUCGGGUGUCACCUCAGGAUUCCUCAGCAAGGAUACAAAGGUGGUCUUUAACUGCACCGGUAACGCUGCUCGUACCUUAAAGGGAGUCGAGGACCCUAAGUGCUACCCCACCAGAGGCCAGAUUCUGCUUGCGAAGGCAACACACAUCGAUCAAAAUGUGAUGAGACACGGAAAGGAUUAUGAAACAUAUAUCAUCCCUCGACCACACUCGAAGGGUAAUGUCAUUCUUGGUGGAUAUAUGCAGAAGGGAGUCGGCUUGCCUGAUACACUGGGAGAAGAGACCGAGUCUAUAUUAUCCCGCACCAAGGCCAUGUUACCAGAGCUUGAGUCACCCAAUACAGAAAUCCUUGCAGCAUUUGCAGGCUUGCGCCCAUCACGAGAGGGAGGUGCGCGAGUUGCCAGUGAAGUCGUGCAAAUUGAUGGUUCGGAGCGAAAGGGCCUCGUUGUUCACAACUACGGCGCUGGGGGAACUGGAUUCCAAGCUGGAUAUGGAAUGGCAGUUGAUGCCGUUGGAUGCGCGUUGGGUGAACUUGAAAAACUUCAGGCCAAAUCGUCUCUCUAG
Molecule: messenger RNA, 1059 nt
Organism: Penicillium coprophilum
Lineage: Eukaryota; Fungi; Ascomycota; Eurotiomycetes; Eurotiales; Aspergillaceae
Product: FAD-dependent oxidoreductase
Exons: 5
Coding region: 1-1059 (352 amino acids)
Molecular function (GO): D-amino-acid oxidase activity; FAD binding
Source: RefSeq, a predicted model, not a curated record